This is a messenger RNA of Letharia lupina, 1719 nucleotides long. RefSeq lists its product as uncharacterized. The coding region runs from base 1 to 1719 and encodes 572 amino acids. NCBI's taxonomy places the organism in Eukaryota, Fungi, Ascomycota, Lecanoromycetes, Lecanorales, Parmeliaceae. Gene Ontology annotation, biological process: electron transport coupled proton transport; aerobic respiration; mitochondrial respiratory chain complex I assembly. The record is from RefSeq and is a predicted model, not a curated record. The transcript has 4 exons. Gene Ontology annotation, molecular function: 4 iron, 4 sulfur cluster binding; NADH dehydrogenase (ubiquinone) activity; transferase activity.
AUGCUUUGCAAUACUAGAUUGGCGGCCUCUAUGGCUCUACGAGCCAAACCAGCAUCUGUCUUCCUUCCUCUGCGAGCAGCUCCAUCAGCAACUAUUUCGUCAACAGCGUCGAAGUUUGCUACUACAGAGGUCACACCAUCACGCGAUGCACAAGGUCCGCCGCUCAGCGUUACUGGCAAGCCUCGAAGAGAAGUUCCCCUGCCGAGUCAAGAAAAGAAAGAGGGUGCUAUGCAAUAUGCCUUAACAACUAUGGAUCAAAUUGCCAAUUGGGCCCGCCAAGGCUCCCUGUGGCCUAUGACAUUCGGCCUCGCUUGCUGCGCUAUAGAGAUGAUGCAUCUUUCGACACCACGUUACGACCAAGAUCGCCUAGGUAUAAUAUUCCGUGCCUCGCCUCGACAAUCAGAUGUUAUGAUCGUUGCUGGCACCCUCACCAACAAGAUGGCUCCUGCCCUACGUCAAGUAUAUGAUCAGAUGCCGGAUCCAAGAUGGGUGAUCAGUAUGGGUUCUUGCGCGAAUGGUGGGGGAUAUUAUCACUACAGCUACAGUGUUACAAGAGGAUGUGACCGAAUUGUGCCCGUAGAUAUCUACGUCCCUGGAUGCCCGCCAACAAGCGAAGCAUUGAUGUACGGCAUGUUCCAAUUACAGAAGAAGAUGAGACAUACAAGCCAAGGUGUACAGCGCAUCGGAAUGGCCACUCCGUGGGUCUCCACCUUCCCACGAACCUGCAGUCCAUUCCUCGAAGAAAUGGACCACAUCCUCUCCACGCCGCUCUCCAAAAUCAUCGCAGAGGGGCCCAAUUCCACCCUCACCGCCACCCCAAACGCUCAACCCGCCAUCAUGGCUACCUCAAUAAUGAUACUACGAGUCCUUGAGCAAGAGUUCGGCUUCGAUACCGGGAAAAGAGUGGAUGUGUGUUUGGGGCAUAGUCUUGGGGAGUUUGCAGCGCUGGUUAGUAGUCGGCAUUUGAAAUAUGAGGAUGCUUUGAGAAUGGUGACCAGAAGGGCGGAUGCCAUGGCCAGAUGCAGUAGGGAUGCCACUAACACCGAAGGCGGGGAGUAUGGCAUGGUCGCACUGGUAUGCGAACCUGACCGGCUGUCGAGUCUGAUCGAAGCCAUACACGAUUUUCUAGGCCAUGGGGUCGGUGAGGGCGGCAGGGCCGAUUCAGCGAGCCACACGCCGCCGAUCGAACAGGUGGUCAUUGCCAACAUCAACAGUAAAAACCAGAUCGUUUUAAGCGGGAGCAUUGAGAAGAUCCACGCGCUUUUGGUGAACUUGAGGCAAUUCGGGGGUCACGAUCCAAGGGCUGUCAGGCUCGCGACCGACUCGCCUUUUCAUUCUCAAAUCAUGGCGCCAGCGGCGAAGAUGAUGCGGGACCUAUUGGACGAGACAGAGAUCGGUUUCGAGCAGGCAUUAUUCCCAUGCGUCAGCAACGUGAGCGCCAGACCCUUCAACAGUGUCAGUCAGUUGAAGGAACUGCUGUCGAGGCAGUGUGUGGAGACUGUCCGGUGGUGGGACAGCAUACGGUGGCUCGACCAAGAGGAGGGAGUGAGGCGUUGGGUGGGCAUUGGACCGGGAAAGGUCGGACGGAAUCUAGUGGGCAAGGAGGUGGGUAUGAGGGGCCAGGAUACGAUCAGAGGAGGAGGAGUCUGGGGCAUUACAGAGCCGAAAGAAGUUGAUGCAUUUUUGAGAGGUCUAGAAGAAACAGAAGGCGUGGAGUGA